AUGAAAACAUUAUACAAAAAAAACUAACAUAAUGCUGAUAUAAAUACUAAAACUAAACUUUUGAGAACUCCUUUAAAUAAAGUUUGUUUUCUCGGUAGAGCUGAUGUCGUAAGAUUUUUAUUAGAUUAGCCUUAAAUAGAUUAUAAAUGGGGAGAUAUAAAAGGUAGAAAUCCAUUACAUAAUGCAAUUUUCGGACCUAAAGGUGGCAGAGAUGGUAAAAAAGUAGUUCCAAAAGGCCUUGAUUUAUAGUUAGGUACUUUUGGAAGAGAUUGUCCUGAAGCUGCUUAACUUUUACUUGAAAAAGGACUUGAUGUAAACUUGUAAGAUAUUGAUGGAUCAACUGCUUUACAUAUUGCUUGUUCUUCUGAAGCUUUAGAUAGUAUUCCUUUAUUAAUGGCUUAUAAUGCUGAUGUUUGGACAUAUUUUAACUGUUUAAAUGCUUAUUCAAAAAUAUUAAGCUGCCUUACUUGA
Ichthyophthirius multifiliis is the source of this 471-nucleotide messenger RNA. RefSeq lists its product as hypothetical. Lineage: Eukaryota; Ciliophora; Oligohymenophorea; Hymenostomatida. The record is from RefSeq and is a predicted model, not a curated record. Gene Ontology annotation, molecular function: protein binding. The transcript is spliced from 3 exons.